CGUUAGAAUUAUACUUAGAACUUAAAACUUACAAUAUUUCAUCAAGGAAAAUCAUUCUGAAAGUUUUGGACAUUUGAUUAACCCGAUUUCCAAAUUUUCGGAAUUUUACUGGGCAAACCCCAAUGUGCAUAUUUUCAUUGUGUCAUUCUCCAUUCUUGUUUCAUCUAUGCAAUUUAUAAAUCUACAUUAUAACACUCGCUGUCUGUCUGUGAGCCAAUUUAAAAAGGGAUUUUGAGAUUUUGUAAUCGAAAACGUUAUUCACUUCCACCAAUCACGGCCACCCACCAAGUAUUAUUUAAAUGAUAAAUCAUUUUAACCAUACUAAGUUGAGGUUUUGGGACAUGAUUUCCUGCAAGAUAUUUAUUUAAAGUCCUGAAAUUUUUUUCGAAUUUACUUGCUUAUGUUUAAAAAAUGUUAGUUUGACGAAAUAUAUUAAAAUAUGACGUUACAAUGGUAAAUCUUAGCAUAUAUUGGGAGAAUUUGUUUAUUAUCAGAAGAAGUUACUCACAAAAUAAUUUUGAAAUCCGGUCUGUUAUUACUGGCAGAUAUCCCAGUCUUGUAAUGGCCGGCGUUUUUUCGCAAACUGCGGACUCUAUCAACCCUUUGCGACUCUUAUAAAAGAAAAAGCAUGAAGGCGUACACUAUUCUGACUUUAUUUAAGGCUUUCCUACCCAACCACGUUUUGCCUUCUUUAGCAACCCAUUCUUGACCCCAGAGCUCUUUGAGAUAAACUCGCAACCCUUAGCACUCGUGCGGAUAACCACCGCCGCCUCUUUGCUUAUUUUGGUUAUAUUGUAUCACGCUUUUAUAAGAAUCUUAUUUGUUUGCUGGUAUUUCAGGCUAAAAAGUAGGCCUAUUGUUUAGAAAAAAAAAAGAGAAAUAAAAAACCACAGAGAAAUAAAAUAAUGACUAGGCCCUGUUUGAAUUUUUAUAUUCUUAAGAAAAAGCGUGUGUACCGUUAACGAUCACAUUUGUGAAAUUGUUUUCUCACAAAAAUUAUUUUUUAAAAAAUAUUGCUGGUCGCACCAUUUAGCUGCUUUAAAUUUGCGUUUGUGGUCACAGGCCAAGAAGCAUACACCACUGUGUUUUUCUCGAAUGUAAAUUAAACAACAGAAUUGGGUGUGUUACUAUUGUGAAUGUAUUUUAGUUGCUCCUUUUUAUUAGCGAGAUUAGCUUCUGCAUCAUGUUUACUUUUACAAAAAGCAAGCUACUUUGGCAUAUUUUUUGUCUUGUGUGCAUAAAAAAAUAUGUACUGAAAUAUGUUCUCCCAUGUAGGUGAUUUGAUUUGCCUUAAUUAUUUAACAAACACGUCGCGGGUUUUCAAAAAACAGACCUUUUUGGAGAGAGCUGUUAAUUAGCUAAAGUGGGUUUUAAGUCGACGCUCAGUCUUUAAGUCAUCUUUAAGAUAUUUGGAAUCUGAAAUUGACUCUUUUAUUAUUAAAUUACAACAAUUCGCAUCUCGGCAUACACAGUAUAAAGCAAAAGAAAUUAAAAACUUCAAAGAUGAUGUAAUCCAUUCCAAGAGUAUGUUUUGUUUGGAAAGUUCAAUAAAUGAUUGUGAUAUGCAAGAAGAGAGAAUUACUGUACCUCCAUCAGGUGAAAAAAUCGAGAGAAACGGACACAAUACUGCAAAUUUAGAAGAACGACUAGCCCAAAAAGAAAAAGAAUUAAACGAAGAAAUAAUAAAAAGAAAACAAUGUGAAAAAGAACUUCAGGAAAGCAAAGCGAAUCAUCAGAAAGAUAUUGCUCGGUUUCAACAUGAGAUUUCUAACAGGCAGCGCCAUAUGACGAAACUUACAAACAGCCUUGAGAAAGAAAAAGCCAGGGCACAACAGCUAUAUUAUGAAGUUAGAAGGUUAAAAAUGAAAAAUUCCGCUUUGAUGUCAUCACAAGAAGAGUUUGGUGUGGUAUUUACAGAUAAAUAUCUUCCACAGAAAAUUGCAUCAAAGUGUAAAACUUUGUUCAGAGAGCAGUAUUCUGACGCUCGAUAUUUUUUGAAAGGAAAAAAAUUCAGAAAUCCGGAAGUUUGUAAUAUCCUUAAAACAAUCUUCGUCAAUGCCAACACAUUGACCAUGGAAACAAUCAGCAAAGGAAAGAAAGCUACAAGAGAAGCUAUACAUGAAACCCUCCCAACGAAAUAUUUCGAGAAAAAUGAUGACAAAAACUUACCACAGGAGAUGGAAAGGGAAUUCUCUCGACGACUUCGACAAUAUCCUAGUAAAGAACAACAAGAAUGUUUGAUUGAGAAGCUGAUGAAGCCUUAUCAUCAUUUUGAUGCUAGUGAUAAGUGUGUCAGACGUUAUGUGGAAGAAUGUGUUCAAGUUACGUGGUUAAUGAAUGCAAGCUCUCCACCAAUGUAUGCAUCAUUUGACGACCAAAGUGUUUGCAGUGAAAAGUACGAAGUACGGGAUGGUACUGGAGACAAGAUAAGAUAUUGGAUAUGGCCUUGCAUAUAUUUUUCAAAAGAAGCCUAUUGUAAUGGCGAAGACGUUAUGGUAAUGGGAGUAGUUGUCACAGAUUAAUAAUUCACUCCUUAUUUAAUUUUGAAAGCAAUGUUUAUGCUUUUGUUUGGAUAUCUGCACUUAUCUGCUUAGAUAGCGAUUUCAAGACAGAGAGAGUCUAGUGUAUUAAGCUAGCUGAUCGAUAUAACCUUGCUCAAUAUGAUUUCUUCCAAAAAACAUUUUUUUUUUUUGUAAACGAAAGUAGCUCAAUGCCUUAGCUGAAUGUUACGUUACUCUAACUGAAUUAGUUAACAGUCACUCGAAUGAGUCGUGUCGACGCUUACAGAAAAACAAAAGUAUCUGUUUCCAUGAAGGCAAAACACUAAAAUAAAAUACAGUGAACCCUGUUUUUCUUCAAAGUUUCAAAAUGCAUCAUUAUUAAACAGCGUGUUAAAGAGGUACGCAAAUAUUUUUUUCAAGUAAAUGUUAUUUAACACGAGAAACCUACUCUUACCAAAAAGUUAGUUCUCCAAUAUAUUUAUUUGAAUAAAUUUGUACACGUUCAAUAUUUUAUUAAGGUUUUCUUCUCUUAAUGAUCUGCUUAUAUUGAUAUACAGAAGAAACAUGUGCUUCCUAUUAAUAGCUACAGUAUGCAGGCGGAAGUCAGAUAACAAAUAUGUUUGCAAAUUGUAGUCACGGGACAAAUUAGUUAAAUGGUACUUAAAAAAUUAUUUAGUUUUGGAGGCAAACAGUUAUUUUUGAUGAGAUAAUUAAUGACUAGGUGGUA
Molecule: messenger RNA, 3228 nt
Organism: Hydractinia symbiolongicarpus
Lineage: Eukaryota; Metazoa; Cnidaria; Hydrozoa; Anthoathecata; Hydractiniidae
Exons: 11
Coding region: 1527-2522 (331 amino acids)
Source: RefSeq, a predicted model, not a curated record